AUGUUUCAAGGUUCUAGCAACUCCUUAUUUUCGUUAGUUGAUGAUUUAGAUACUUUGAAUAAUAUCAAGACUAACGACACGUCCACGUUUGUAUCGAGGUCAAAUUCAGUUAAUCUUCAAGAUUAUAGUCAUCAAAGUCAAAGUAAAAAUAUCAUCUUAUUAACUGGAUUACCAGCCACUGGUAAAAGUACCAUCAGUAAACAACUUACUGAAUAUUUGAAUAGUUCAACUAAUUUAAAGACCAAAAUUUUCAAUUGUGGUGAUAAGAGAAGACAAACAUUUAAAAAAUUUAAUAACUAUGAAUUUUUUGAUCCUAAUAAUGAAAUCAGUAAGAUGAAAAGAGAUUUAAUAGCUAUUGAGUCAUUAAAUUUAAUCAUCAGUGAAUUAAAUAAUGAUUUAAAUAUUGGAAUCUUAGAUGCUACUAAUACCACUAUUGAGAGAAGAUCAAAUUUAAUCAAUUUAAUUAAUAAAACCAUCAAAUUAGAUAAUUUAAUCAUACUAGAUAUCCAAUGUAAUAAUGAAAAAUUGAUUAAUUAUAAUAUACAAGCAAAAACCAAUAAUGAUGAUUAUAAGAAUUGUGAAUUCAAAAAAUCCAUUGAAGAUUUUACUAAAAGGUUACAAAAUUACCAAAAAGCUUAUCAACCAAUAACCGAUGAUGAAUUAAAUAAUUAUGAUAUUUCCAGUUAUAUAAUGAUUGAAAAUGCUGGAGAAAAUUUCCAUUUUAAGAAUUUUACUCAUUCAUUAUUGAUAACGAUUUUGAAUGAUUUCUUUAAUGAGUACUCCCAAACUGAAACUAAAAGGUAUUUUGCCAAAGUUAAUGAGUUUUAUAAUGAAUUAUAA
Messenger RNA from Yamadazyma jaroonii, 840 nucleotides. The record is from the annotation of a GenBank genome assembly. NCBI's taxonomy places the organism in Eukaryota, Fungi, Ascomycota, Pichiomycetes, Serinales, Debaryomycetaceae.